AGCCUAUUCAAACAGAACAACAAGAAGGUUAUGCAUAGAAGUAGCAGGUAUAUCCACACCUCUAUCAGGAAGGUUACUUUCUCAUCGCAUCCAGUGCCGCAAUAGUAUGGAUAUCAGCUUUAAUAUACUCGGGAUCAUCUGCCUUUUUGGCUUAACGACAGGACAGCGCCCAUCAGUUAGUUAUACGUUUGCCGAUACGUCAUGGAUGAAAUACGAACGUUCCUGUAUCAUAGGAAACAACCAGCGGCAACUCUCAGGGGAAUAUGAACUGGCAGACUGCCUCCAGGCGUGUAUAGAUGACGUCACCAAUCUGCCGUGUCGGUCUGCGGAGUAUGCUCCGGCAGAUAAACAAUGCAUACUUAGUAGCGUGAUUAACUCCGAUGAGACCCCAGUGGGAGUGUGUAACUCAGUAGAUUACUACGAGCGAUACCAAGAGAUUGGAGUAAGGGUGUGUACUACAUCAGCUAACUGCACUGUGGAGAAUGCUGAGUGUGGCGACGACAACCUUUGUGUGUGUGAAGACAAAUAUUAUCUCCGUGGUUAUGAGUGUAUACCUAUUUUGGGGAACUUCCCCUGCACCCUGGACCAGGGAGACUGUGCUGCUGUUGAGAAUGCAAGAUGCUUUGACCAUGACUCGAAUCCAAACACUGACAACACAUGCGCAUGCGUACAAGGAUACUACCAGUUUGAUGAAGAAAACUGCAGGCAAGUCCUAGAUAAUAAACCAUGUACAAGCGUUAGCCAAAAUUGUACAUACGACAUCGCGAAUAUGGUAUGUGGUGAUCACGAUGAUGAUGAAAGUACAAUGGACAGAUGUACAUGCAAAAGUGGGUACUACACGGAAGAUGCAGCUUGUGAACAAAUGCUUGACAACAUGAAGUGUUCUGAAUCCAGUGAUUGUGAUGAAGUUGAAGAUGCCGAGUGUGAGGAUGAAAUCUGCAAGUGCGAGUCAGGAUAUUAUACUACAGGAGACACAUGUUCCAUGGUUUUGGAAAACUUUGUAUGCACCAGGGGACAAGGCGAUUGUAAUGCCAUAGAGAAUGCGGAGUGUCUCGACCAUGACUCGAACCCUGACACUGACACCAGGUGCGCGUGUCAACAAGGAUAUUACCAGGUUGAAGAAGAUUGCAAACAAGUCCUAGAUAACAAACCUUGCACUGAUGCCGCCCAGAACUGUUCAUAUGACAUCGCCAACAUUGUCUGUGACGACCAUGACGAGGACGAUAGCACAGUAUUCACUUGCACGUGCAAAACUGGAUAUUUCACAGCAGAGGCAGCAUGCAGACAAAUGCUUGACAACAUGGCUUGUUCCGAGUCUAAUGACUGUAAUGAACUACUAAAAGCUGAAUGUGAGGAUGAUGUAUGCAGGUGUCAGACGGGCUACUUUACUUCUGGAGACAGGUGUUUGAGAGUGUUAGGGAAUCUGGCGUGUACCGACUCUUCUAAUUGUUCCUCAGUGGAGUACUCUAUUUGCACAGGAACUGCAGGGAGCGAGAAGUGUGGUUGUGCUGCCAAAUAUACCAUGAAGCUUGAUGUAUGCGAAGAAGUUCUUGGGAAUAGUUGCUUCAGCGAUAUCGCCUGUGUAGAUGUUAUCCACUCCUCAUGUGUCCAGAAAGAAGGCAGUAGUUUUACAACUUGCGAAUGCGACGCAGGAUAUUAUGGCAGAGGAGCGGACUGUAUUGAAGUGCUAGAGAACAAGGAGUGUGAUGACGUGUCUGAUUGCCAGGGAAUACGACACGCUGAAUGUGGCGAUCACAACGGAAAAGACGUAUGCAAAUGCGAAGACGGCUAUCUGAAGGAAGACUCCAUUAGAUGCGAUAAAGACAUUUAUAACUCCAAAGUGAUCAUAGUGGGUGCCGGGUUAGCUGGCGUAACUGCUGCAUAUGAGCUCAACAAAGCAGGGAUUACGAACUUUGUUAUCUUAGAAGCUGCGGACAAAGUUGGAGGCAGUCUUCGUCCAGAGGAAUUAGGGGGUAUUUCGGUUAACGUCGCGGAUGAGCUUCUGCAAGCUUCAGAUGGUCUACUUCAGCUAUUAUCAGAAUUAGAACGUUUGAAUAUUACUACUGCAAGUGUUGAAUCUGAGGACUACAUUGUCCGCGAUAAUCCUCGUUCAAAUAUGACUGGAAUCCUUGAUGAGACAUACGAAACAUUGUACUAUCCCGUUGCUGACGAAGUUGAUGAAUUGGGUGAGGACAAAAAUGAAAAUGACGAACCUGAUAUGACAUCGAGAAAUGCGCUCAGCAUGUUUGGAUGGCGUCCAACUGCCACUGACGUUUUGAAGAAUGCUAUAGAAUUCUGGGAAUACGAUUGGACGUUCAACACACCACCUGAAACGAUGUCUCUUAAGAAAACCGUCGAACUAUUUGAAAACCUUGAAACUGACUACCGUAUACCAAACUCUGGUGGCGCGUUGCAGAUAUUGGAAAAACUUAUUAAUGAAUUUCGCGAGGAUGAAUUUGAUGCACGAAUAGUGACAGGACAAUAUGUCGAUGAGGUUGAGUACGGUAGUUCCGGUGUUGAAGUGAAGACAGCUGCAAAUAAAACUUAUAAAGCUGACUAUGUACUGUUGACCGUAUGCAGUCAUCUCCUUGCUCAGGAUAUCAUUGAAAUGGAAUUACCUCGUUGGAAGAAGGAGGCCAUAUACGCUGUCCAGCAAACCUAUAGAGCCAAAAUAUUCAUGAAAUUUGAACAUAAGUUCUGGGAUGAUAAUGCCUAUAUUCUAUAUCCCAGUGAGGUCAAAGGGUACUACACAAUCUGGCAGGAUUUGGAGGCCCUUGGUGUUGUGCCAGAGAGAUCAAACAUUUUACUCGUUACUCUCGUUGGUGAUCAGGCUGUCAGAGUUUCGACGCUUCACGCAGACGUUGUGCGCCGCGAAGCUACUGCAGUCCUCCGUCUGAUGUACGGAGACGAUGCGGUUCCAAAUCCAACUGACUUUUUAUUCGUAAGGAAAGAAUCUGGACCGACUGAAGGAUCGGCAAAUCCUACAUUCCCAUUUGGCUAUUCAAAUGAUGCCAAAAUGGCGUAUUUAGCAAAUAUAGAGCAAGUGUUCUUCGCCGGAAGUGGAUUCUCUCUCACUGAUUAUGGCACUAUUCCCGCUAAAUAUACCUCUGGGAAACGAGAAGCUUUAAGGAUAAAGAAAUGUCUCGAAGGAGAAUGUGAAGAGAAACACGUUCCAAAAUAUAUGGCACGAGGUUGCACGUAUUCCUUUGCUCAAAAUUAUAACGAGGCUGCUCUUGAAGACGAUGGGACUUGUACAUCCAAAAAGUGUCCAGAGAUUCCAACAUCAGGAGUAGAGUCGGUUCUUACCUCAUCCUUAGCCACACUAGUCAUGUCCUUGUGUUUCUGGAGAGGGGCAUUUCAAUAAACCUACAUAUCUGUAGAUCUAGAUUACUUUACAGACCGUAGACCUCCACUCUAUAGCCUAAAUUUCUUUAGACUUACAUUACUUUAAACCUUCAUUGCUGGAGACUCAUUACUAUUGACCUAGAUUACUAUGGCGCCUCAUUCCUAUAGCCUUAUAAUGUUGUAGGUCUACAUAACAAUAAACCUUUAUUACUAUAUACCUUUUACAUGACUGUUGACCGUCAUUACAAUAGUUCUACAUACUGAUGACCUACUACAUGGUUUAAUAUAGACUUAUGUAACUAUA
Molecule: messenger RNA, 3649 nt
Organism: Owenia fusiformis
Lineage: Eukaryota; Metazoa; Annelida; Polychaeta; Sabellida; Oweniidae
Source: the annotation of a GenBank genome assembly